AUGAGUGGGGCAGGAAAACCAGAUUUCUUCUACAGAGAGGCUCAACGCCUGGGUUAUGUGGCUCGCUCCGCCUUCAAGCUACUUCAGAUACAGAAGCAGUACAAGCUCAUAACACCUGGCUCCUCUGUUCUGGACCUUGGUUGUGCUCCUGGUGCUUGGCUUCAGGUGGCUUGCCAGAGCUUGGGUCCUGUAAAAAGUGGUGGUCUUGUUGUUGGGAUUGAUCUCAAGAAGGUGAAGGUUCCAGCUGCUCACUGUGAUUCGAGAGUUCAAACUCUUUGUGCUGACGUGAUGAAACUCCCCAAAGCCCAAGUCAGGGAACUCUCUCCACAGCAGAAAGGGUUUUCUGUGAUACUCUCGGAUAUGUGUCCCCUCGUUUCUGGGAUCACUAGUAAAGAUGCAGCUUUAUCGCUCGAGUUAGGCACGCAAGCACUGGAUUUGGCUGUUGGUGGAGCUGCCUUAGCUCAUCCCAAAAAUGAAAUUCAAAUGGAGGAAAGUAAUGAUGGGGCAAUUACAAGUUCAGAUGUUAAUGGUGUAUUGCGAAGAGGAGGCCAUCUUGUGAUAAAGCUUUUAGAGAGCGAGGAUGUGCAAGAAUUCAGCCGGAUUUGCAAACUACUGUUUAGAAAGGCAUCAUUGUUGAGGCCUAAAGCUACAAGACCAUCAUCAAGAGAGAUUUAUGUGAUAUGUCAAGGUCUGCAGUCACAGGCCAAGAUAUAG
Molecule: messenger RNA, 714 nt
Organism: Prunus armeniaca (apricot)
Lineage: Eukaryota; Viridiplantae; Streptophyta; Magnoliopsida; Rosales; Rosaceae
Source: the annotation of a GenBank genome assembly